Acanthochromis polyacanthus (spiny chromis) is the source of this 6399-nucleotide messenger RNA. It is a transcript of the gene camsap1a, whose product is annotated as calmodulin regulated spectrin-associated protein 1a. Gene Ontology annotation, molecular function: spectrin binding; calmodulin binding; microtubule minus-end binding. The record is from RefSeq and is a predicted model, not a curated record. Gene Ontology annotation, cellular component: microtubule minus-end. The transcript has 19 exons. Gene Ontology annotation, biological process: neuron projection development; cytoplasmic microtubule organization; negative regulation of microtubule depolymerization. Lineage: Eukaryota; Metazoa; Chordata; Actinopteri; Pomacentridae. The coding region runs from base 370 to 5094 and encodes 1574 amino acids.
GUUGCAGCCUAGCUGACUGAAGGUAACACCCGUCCGUCCCCAUAGAGACAGGCUCCUACAACAGGGCUCCGCUACACUAGUCCUCUGUCAGAGGCGAUGACAGCCGCUGUAUGAAGCAGCCGGCCGUGGGACAUUAAUAUUUUCCUCGAAAACAGACUUUCGGACGUUUGCCAAUCGCAUUUUUUAUUAUUGGAUUAACGACCAUCAGCCGCCAGUCGCAGCUUUAUCCUGAGAGGCCGGAGAUUUGUAUCGCUGGGCGGGGAGGAGUCUGUUAUUUCACCGUUAGCUGAAGCCAGGCCAGCAUGUCGGCGUUUUAACACAAUACAUCCAUCACAAAGCAACGGAGAGGACCAAAUGUGCUCUUAGAGGAUGGAUGUGGAGGUGAGUGCUGGCAGGGACAGCACCUGGAGGAGAGCAGCAGCAGCCGAUGAUGAUGAUGGUGGUGGUGGUGGUGGAGGUGGAGGAGGAGGAGGUGUGGAGGCUCAGGUUGUACCACUGGAGCUCUACGACUCUGCAAGAGCCAAAAUAGAAGCAAAUCUCCGCUGGCUGUUUGCCAAAGCCUAUGGUAUAGAUCACAUCCUUGCAGACCUGCGGGACCCCUUCUAUACAGACCAGUAUGAGCAGGAACACAUCAAGCCCCCCAUCAUCCGCCUGCUGCUGUCCGGAGAGCUCUACUGCCGAGUAUGUGGGCUCAUCCUUCAUGCUGAGCAGGCUGCCUCACUCCAAAGCCACCAGUCUGUCAUCCAGAACCUGUCCAGGAAAGGCAUCUAUGUCCUGGAGGCCGACAACACACCAGUGUCUGAUCUGGAUCUCAGUUCAUUUCCCAUUAAAAUGAGCUCCCACAUCCACCUCAUUGAUGCCCUGAUAAUGGCUUACACACUGGAAAUGAUCAGCAUAGAGAAGGUGGUGUCCAGUGUCAAGCGCUUUUCAAACUUCAGUGCCUCCAAGGAGCUUCCUUUUGACCUGGAAGAUGCUAUGGUCUUUUGGAUUAACAAGGUGAACAUCAAGAUGAGGGAGAUCACAGAAAAAGAGUGUAAAAUGAAGCAGCAUCUGCUGGAGUCUCCCAGCCACCAGAAGUCUCCCUCCAAAUGGUACUGGAAGCUUGUACCUGUGCGUUACCGCAGAGAUCACCUAUCAGGUCGGACACUUCAGCACUUCCCCCUGCUGGACGACCUGUUGAAGGAUGUGUGUGACGGCACGGCUCUGCUGGCUGUGAUCCACUUCUAUUGCCCAGAACUUAUCAGACUGGAAGAUAUUUGUCUGAAGGAGGUUCCUUCUAUAGCAGACAGUGUGUACAACAUCCAGCUACUGAGGGAGUUUUCUAACGAGUACCUGAACAAAUGCUUUUAUUUAAAUCCUGAGGAUCUGCUGUACUCUCCACCAGUACUAAAGAAUAAUGUCAUGGUCUUCAUUGCUGAGCUUUUCUGGUGGUUUGAGAAUGUGAAACCAGACUUUGUACAGCCCAGGGAUCUUCAGGAAGUUAAAGAUGUGAGACUGUUACUGCAGCCUAAAACUUCUCGAUCCUAUGCACCCAUCUCUAACGUUACCAAACGAAGUUUCCUGACAUCAUCGAGCUCUGCGGACGGUUUGACCACGCCACUGAGCCCUGACCUCAGCACUAAACAAAGCUCAACAAGUCCAUCUCACUCCUUGUUGCCCCUGAGACAGAGACAACAGAAGGUGAUUGAGGAGAGCUCUUCAGAUGUGAGAAAUAGGUCCAACUCUCUGACACGUACAGAAGGACAACAUCAGGGCUCCAUACUUGUUCGGCCAGAAAGGAGGACGAGACCGUUGUCACAGCCAGCCCCCUAUGCUCUACAUUUUGCCCAGGAGGACGACACCGACAGUAUCAGCCUUGCUCGCUCCAUCAGCAAAGACAGUUUAGCCUCUAACAUCAUGAGCAUCACCCCCAAACACAUGCUGGGGUCAGGUCUGUCUCAACACAGACUCAGUGGCCAAAGCCUGCUCAGUCACAUGCGCAUAGAGGAUGAAGAAGAGGAAAUAGAGGAAGAGGAACUGGUUGCUGUCAUUCACCCCUCUGCCUUUUCUCGUAAACGAAUUGGGAGUGACAUGGAGCAGGACGAGCUGGAAAUACAGAGUGCAGCCUCCACCUCAAGGGUUCCUAAAACUUCUUGCUCUCCCCGUCUUGACACGGGUCCCUUUACUCUGGACCACCAGGCAGACAGCUACUUUCUAGAGCCUUUGAUGCCUGCAAUCCCUAAGCCAGCCAAAGAGAAGAGCAUCAACAUGAACAAGCAGGAGGAGAGUGGUGAGAGUCGCUUUAGACCAGUGGCAGGUGCAAGGAAACCAACUAUCAAUGUCCCAAGCACCUCACAGAGAAAAUCCCCCAUGGCCGAGUCAAACAGAAGUAUCUGUACACCGACACUGGUGGUUGAAUCAGUCCCUACCUCUCUCAGGCCACCCGCAGAGGGCUCAACUGGCAUCUCUCAGUCUGGGAAGAAACAGUGUCAAGGCUUCUUCUUACAUUUGUCAGGAGAGCCAGACUGUCACAGUCCUUUCUCCACUGGACUAGAGGCUGGACAUGACUCUGACUCUGACAUUGCAGACCUUGAAGAAGAUGAUGACGACGACGAUCAGAUGGAGCUCACUAAAGAGGUGAUAAAGAGAGGAAGGGGGAGGUUCUUAGAGGAGGGAGACUUGACUGAAUUUGGGGAGGUAGAAGGGGAGUCUGCCAAACUGCGGGAAGACUCAAAGGUUAGCGAGCGGGAGGAUAAGGAGGAUGGUAGUGGACGCUCGAGCCCUUGCCCCAGUACCAUAUCCUGGGCGAGCAGUUGCAGCGCGUCAGGCAGUGUCAGUGUCAAGAUGACAAGCUUUGCAGAGAGAAAGCUCCUUAAACUUGGUCUCCGGGAUGGAUACUCAAGCACCAGCAGCUCCCAGAAGACCACACCUGAUGGCUCUGAGGUUGCCCCCUGCCCUCCCUGGCAACUGAGGAGUGAGCCCACCUCAGGCUGGCUGGGGAAGGAGCCAAACACUGUGUUGGGAAAAAAUAUGACGGCUAGUCCUCCAGUUGUGCCUUCAGAGCUGCUGCAACUUCACAUGCAGCUGGAAGAGCAAAGACGUGCAAUAGAGUAUCAGAAGAAGAAGAUGGAGACCUUAUCGGCAAGGCAGAGACUAAAGCUGGGGAAAGCUGCAUUCUUGAACAUUGUUAAGAAGGGUGGAGGGAGAAGUGACACACUUCCUUUACCCCUGAAACACUCCCCGGAAUCCACAGAGCUAACAGCUGCUGACAGGAGUAAAUCAAAGACACAGUCCUGCAGGGAUGAUUCCUGUCUUGAUGCUCUGAAGGUGCAGGCAAGAGCAGGUCAAACAGAGGGAGGACAGGUGAACAGAGACAAGUUGAACCCCAUGUCUCAAGACAAUGGGGCUGAACCUGACUUGAAUGAGUGCUCUCGCUCCAUAGAUCUACUCAACGAAGCUAUCAGUUCUAUUCAGCAGCAGAUGAUGCAUCUCUCCCUACAGCAAGACCUGCUGAUGAAGCAGAGUGUGGUCUCACCUCCAGACUCUGUACAAUCAGACCCAAGCACAAACCCCAACACAGCGCAAACAGAACUCUCUACCUCAGACUCCAGAUCUUAUGCAGUUCACUUUGUAGAUAUCAGUGGCAAAAACUCUGUCCCUGCCCGACGUCCUCCCAAGCUUAGCUCCAGCCAACGCAGCAAAGCCUCAGAGUGGAAACAGAGCAGAGAACACAGCAGGACGGCUUCGGUGAAGUCAAACGCCCCGUCCCCAGACUGUGUACUUUCUGCUGAGACAGGAAGUAUCAGCGAGAGCUCCAGAACUGAUAGAAGUGUUCAGAGAAGCACCACCUUCAGAGUCCGUGAUGGCAGCGGAGAAGGAACCGGGCACUGCUCAGAUAAACCUCAACCACAGGACCCACCAGUCAUCUCCAGCGCAUCCAACUCAGACUCACAGGAUGCAGAACAAGAGAUCAAAGCUGUCACCUCAGGGAAGGAGUUUGUUGGUGGCGAUGAAUCUACCAGGGUCAAGGGUCAACUCAUUGAGGUUGACUUGUCAGAGGUGAAAGAUACACUGGAGGAUGGCAGCACAGAGGCUACAGAUGGCAUAGCAGAGGGAGAACAGAAGAACGUGCUAGGUUUCUUCUUUAAGGAUGAUGAGAAGGCGGAGGAUGAAAUGGCGAAACGUCGAGCUGCCUUCCUCCUCAAACAGCAGCGCAAAGCUGAAGAGGCAAGAGUGCGCAAACAGCAGCAAGAAGCCGAGAGUGAAAUCAAGCGUGAUGAGGCUCGACGAAAGGCAGAAGAGGACCGUAUUCGUAAGGAGGAAGAAAAGGCACGCAGAGAGCUAAUUAAACAGGAAUACCUGCGUAGGAAACAGCAAGCCCUCAUGGAGGAGCAGGGUCUGGUCAAGCCUCGUCCACGGACGAAAUCCCGCAGGAACAGGCCUAAAUCACUGCACCGUGAAGAGUCCAACAGCCUCUCCAAAGGAUCCACCACACCUGAUCUGAGUUGCAGUCAUCGAGGAUCUACACUCUCUUUGGCGACUGAGGUAGACAGUGUCAUUUCUGGAGGUGCAGAAUCACACAGGGCUGGAUCUGUUUGCUCCAUGGAGUCAUUCCCCCUACUGAGCAGGGCAUCCAGCAGGAACAUGGAGCGAGACUGGGAGAACGGCUCCAUAGCCUCAUCCAUCACUUCAACUGAGUACAAUGGUCCUAAACUCUUCAAAGAGCCCAGCUCAAAGUCCAACAAGCCAAUCAUCAUCAAUGCCAUCGCCCACUGCUGCCUGGCUGGAAAAGUGAAUGAGGUCCAGAAGAAUGUUGUUCUUGAGGAGCUGGAAAAGUGCGAGUCCAAUCACCUUAUCAUCCUUUUCCGCGACGGUGGCUGCCAGUUCCGCGCCAUUUACUCGUACUCACCAGACACCGAGGAGAUCGUCAAGUUCACAGGCACAGGGCCUCGUCAUAUCAGCCGCAAGAUGAUCGACAAGCUCUACAAAUACAGCUCAGACCGCAAGCAGUUCACUGUCAUCCCCGCUAAGACUGUGUCGGUCAGUGUGGACGCCCUGACCAUCCACAACCACCUCUGGCAGGUCAAAAGACCAGGGAGUGCACGGAGGAAGUGAGGAGGAGGACACUUGUUUCUGUUCUAUCCACCACUGUUGGGCAGGACCCAAUAAUCUUGACUUGACAUUAGAGCGGGGCGGGUUAGACGUUCUCAUUAAUGAAGACGUGGCAGUGAGAGAUUAUGAAACACCUGCCAACUCAAUGUACUCUCUUUUUUCUUUUCAUUUUGUUUUUAUCCUGCAUGUCACCUGUCAGUGUUUUAAUUUGUGGGUACGUCCUACAUCAGUUAGGCACAUGGUUUCUAUGUAGCAGUGGAGAGAGACUGGACCUGGAGUUGAAUAUUACCGAAUCUACUCACAGUAUCAAGCAUACUACUGACAACAAGUGCAACUACAGACAGGCAGCGAUGAACUUAAUAGCGUCUGUAAGUUUUGCUAUUUCAGCUUAGCAAAAAAAAACAAAAAAACCCUACUGCUGUGAUUAAUCCGGGCUGCUCAUACAGACACUACUUCUACUGCUGGUACAUGCUUUUAUGAGGAGGGGGCUUUGAACAGACUUUUUUAUGUACGUAUGGAAUGGAUGUUCGUCGAUGGUAAUGUCUCGUCUUGUUUUCUAUCUAGUGUGUUUGGGGAAGUGUGUGAGUCUUUGAGUUAGGGAGGGGGAAAGCUGAAUGCGCUCUUCUUGCGUUCAGCCUUGAAUGUGUUUACUCUCAUGAUUAUGCUUUAAAACUUCUGUUAUGCAACAGAACAACUGUGUUUUUUUUUUGUUUUUUUUUUAGUUUUGGAAGCCGUGUGCUGCUGUGAAGGUGGAAGACAAACAAUGUUGUUUUUACACUAAGGGAAACUCUACUAGUAUUUGUUCCAAACAGGAAGCGCUUUUGAGACUGCAUAUUAUACCAUAUCAGCAGUGAAUAUUGUAUUUACUUCGUACGUAUAUUCCACCGCCCAUAUGAGCCAUCUGAGCUCCCUGACUGGCUCAUAUUGCCGAACCAAACUGACUGAGCUGUGCCACUGAGCUGUUUGCUGCUCAUUAACUGCUCACUGGAUUCUGUGCAUUUUUAAUGUAGCUUCUGGCGCUCAGCACUAGUAAUUUCCCUGUAAUGACUGACUGUCAGCGGCUGGUACAAUGUUUGGGAAAACUGCACAAUACUUGAUAUUUGUUUGCUGCAUUUUGUACAUUUUUGAGUAGUAUUUUUUGUACGUUACGUACAAGUUAUGUUUACUAAAAAGCAGGCACUAUUUUGAGGUUUAUUCUGUUACAGGCGUUCAGAGAUGUUCUAAGUCUCAUUUCGUUGUGUUAAAUUGUAUGUUUAUUUAUUUUGAAGAGAUAUAAUAAAAUGCAACUAGGUAUGUUUUCUUGCUAAA